AUGAUUGUCGCUCACGCUCCAAAAACUUAUUUCGGUUCAGGAGAUAUUCAAAAAUCAUUGGGUUCUCUUCCUGGAUUUCCAUGGGCAAAAUAUCCCGGAGAAAAACAUCUUCCCGGUCAUAAUUACACUGGUCCAGGUACUAGGUUAGAUCUGCGAUUAGACGAAAACGAUAAACCCAAACCCGGCGAAGAACCAGUCGAUACAGUUCACGCCGCUGCGCUUAAACACGACAUACUGUACAGAAACAAAGACAUAAACUUCAGACACGAAGCAGACAGACAAAUGAUAAUCGAACUUGAAAAUAUUCCAAAUCCAACUUUCAAAGAGAGAAUGCAAAGGGUUCUGAUCAUAAAACUGUUAAAAGCAAAGAUGAAAUUGGGCAUGGGAUUAGCGGAUGAAAUUCAUAAAGAAUUUAGAAAAACUAAAAACUUUUUAAAAGUUAAAGUAAAAGUUGAUUCAUUAUUCUUCAAACACUCACUUUCAUCUAAUAAAAAAUUUAACGCUCAAAAAGCUCUUCAGUUUAUAAAUUGUAGAGACAAUGUAGAAAUUAAAGAAUAUGAAAGUAACGAAAACACCAAGGUUAAUCACUUAUAUGAAAUUAAAACGAGUGGAAAAUAUAUAGAUAGGUUUAGAAUGUUAAUCAUACCAGAUAAUAAAGAAGAUGUACUUUCAUUGAGUGAUUUUGAUAUGAUAUUGCAGUCGAAAACUUCACCAUCAAUGAAUAUCAUUAGAAAUCCAGAACCACAAAUAGAAGAAUCAUUUACCAAUUAUGACUUUUUACGAAUGACAAACUUUGAAUACGUAAAACUAUUUUUUGUUAAUAAAAGUUUUUCACACGAACAUACCUCUUUAACUGAUUUAUUUACCUCAAUCGAUAUUCAUAAAAGUCAACAAGAUAAACAAUUUAUAAUAUUUUCAUCAAUAACUGAACGUAAUGAUGGAACAGAAGUUGGAGGUAUAUAUACCUGUAGAUGUAUGAUAAGAAUCAAUAUCGAAAAACCAAAAUUUUCAGUUCAUCUGAAUAAGAUUAAUGAUUCGAAAGAACAAAUAUCCUUAGUAAGUGUUAUAGUUGUUUUUAAUAAACCUGAAAUAAUUAUAACAGAUAAUGAAAAAAUAAAGAAUGCACAACUUAUUGGGCAACCUAUUAAAGAUGUUAAACACUUUCCAUUUUUUUGUGUAUCAGAAGUUCACUUAAUUUAA
Messenger RNA from Lottia gigantea (owl limpet), 1200 nucleotides. RefSeq lists its product as hypothetical. NCBI's taxonomy places the organism in Eukaryota, Metazoa, Mollusca, Gastropoda, Lottiidae. Bases 1 to 1200 code for a protein of 399 amino acids. Gene Ontology annotation, molecular function: structural molecule activity. The record is from RefSeq and is a predicted model, not a curated record. The transcript is spliced from 2 exons.